AUGAGCAAAGCCUUGACCUUUCUCGGAACGAGUUCAGGUGUGCCAACGCCAUUGCGGAAUGUGAGCUCUUGUGGAGUGCAGUUGGAGAAUGGAGAGGUUUAUUUGAUGGAUUGUGGAGAAGGAACACAACAUCAAUUGCAGAAAAGUAUUUUGAAAUCUGGUAAAAUUUCAAGAAUUUUCGUCACUCACUUGCAUGGAGACCACUGCUAUGGUUUACCUGGCUUGUUAUGCACCUUGUCAGGCAAUAAUCCGGUCACUAGAACUGUCUUGCUAAUCGUGGGUCCGUUAGGGCUCAAGAACUUUUUGAGACAAACACUUUCGUUGAGUGAUGCCCAUUUGAACUUUAGACUCGAUAUUCACGAGUUAGUACCUCCUGAUACAGAUGAAGAGGGUGUGAAAAUUUAUGAUGAGGAGCAAUGUCCUCCUCCUCUUUCUUGUGAAUACGAGUCGAGCGAAUCGACGACUGAUAAUGUUCCAAGAACAGCAGGUACCUUUAUUUAUUUGAACAAGGAAACUAAUUCCUAUCCUGUUUUUGAUCUAUCCAAAACCGACGCUCGAUUAACAAUACAGGCAGCCCCCAUUUUGCAUCGAGUAUUUUGUGUAGGCUAUGUUUUCACAGAGAAUGAUAAACCUGGAACUUUGGACAUGGAGAAAUGCAAACAACUAGGAGUUCCAAAAGGGCCCCUUCUUGGACAACUCAAGAAUGGAAAAGAAGUUACAUUAGAAAAUGGUGUCACUGUGAAACCAGAAGACGUAGUUGGACCAACCAUUAAGGGUAAAAAACUUGUCAUGCUUGGAGAUACUCAUGAUCCAAAAGGAAUUUCACAAAUUGCCAUGAAUUGUGACGUCAUUGUUCAUGAGAGUACUUUGGAGGAUGGAAUGCAAGAAAUGUGUAUCGAUAGAGGUCAUUCCACACCGAGCAUGGCAGCCAAAUUUGCGUUAUCCCUUAAUGCUCGAAGAUUGAUUCUUACUCAUUUCUCUGCUCGAUACGUCGAAGAAGGAAAAACUGAUUUGCAUGAAAAUGAGGUUUCUGUUUCUCUUCUCAAACAGCAAGCGCAGGCUAUUUUCCCUAAUGUGGACUUGGCUUCCGAUUUUGCGACAUUCACCAUUUAA
Molecule: messenger RNA, 1113 nt
Organism: Naegleria fowleri
Lineage: Eukaryota; Heterolobosea; Eutetramitea; Acrasida; Naegleriidae
Exons: 2
Coding region: 1-1113 (370 amino acids)
Cellular component (GO): nucleus
Molecular function (GO): 3'-tRNA processing endoribonuclease activity
Source: RefSeq, a predicted model, not a curated record